AUGAUGACGUUUUCAAAAAUAAAAUAUAGUUUGAAUCUAUGGAAAACACUAAGCAAAAUAAGUAGAAAUUUCAGCGAGAAAACAUUGAUUAUAAGAAAAAAACCUAGGAAAAAAAAUGCUAAAAAAUCAUCAUCAACAACACAAUCACCUGAUGAAAGUAAAACUGCCAAGAUGAAAAAAUCAAAAAAAUCAGUUAAAUUAGUAACAAGAUGUCCUUCUGAUUAUUCUGAAGAAUUAUGGUUAAGCGAUGUGAAUCUUGAUAAUUUAAAAUUAUAUAGGAAAACAUCAUUCGGUAGUUUUAGAAAAAUAAAUGUUAAUAAUUUACUUGAAAAAUUAAAUUUAAACUCGUCUUCAGUAUUAUUGGAACAGGAGAAAAAUGUUGUUGUCGUCGAUGGAAAUGUCAGUUUAAACGAAUCAUCAAUACCGAUAAUAAAUAGGAAUAAAAUGGUGGAUGAAAACAUGAACGAAUUGGCGACUCCACACAUGUCUGAUUAUUUAAUAACAAACAUGUUGAGUUUUCCACUGUCUAAACCCAAAUUUCCAAAUGCAUUAGCAUCAGUUUUCAAAGAAGAAAAAGAUGAUUUCGGUGUUGUGGAUUCGAAAAAAUUUCCAUCUGUCACAGCCAUUUUACAUGAUACAAUGUCUGAGGCAUCUGCUGAAAGAUUGGAAAUGUGGAAAAAACAAAAAUUAUUAGAAUUGGGAGAAGAUGGUUUUAAUAAAUUUACAAAAGAUUCGCUUAACCAGGGACAAAAAUUUCAUUCAUGUUUAAAAUCGUAUUUGGAAUCCGAUGACAAAGAAAAUUAUUCGAUAUGCGAUAAAGAUGUUGAAAAAUGUUGGAUGAGUUUAAACCACGUUUUACCGGAUAUAGAUAAUGUUAAAUUAAUUGAAAAACCCGUUUAUCAUCCCGUAUUGAUGUACAGAGGAGUUUUGGAUUGCGUUGCCAGUUACAGAAACGUACCUUGCGUAAUAGAAUGGAAAAAAUCGGAAAAAUUAAAAACGGAUGUUUCGUCGACGUACGAUGCGCCAUUGCAAUUAUGCGCUUAUUUGGGAGCAUUAUCCUGGCUCAAACUGGAGAAAAAUUUACCACCGCUGACGAACGGUUUGGUCGUCGUAGCUUAUAACACUGGAGUUCCAGCCAACGUUUUUCAAAUGGACUACGAAUGUUGUCAAUAUUACUGGAACAAAUGGUUGAAACGUCUUCAAAAAUAUUGGUUGAAAAAAUCGACGGUUUUGUUGACGAGGGAUGAUGAAACGUCAUCCGCUCACCAAGUUUGA
Pediculus humanus corporis (human body louse) is the source of this 1275-nucleotide messenger RNA. RefSeq lists its product as uncharacterized. Gene Ontology annotation, molecular function: single-stranded DNA exodeoxyribonuclease activity. The transcript is spliced from 4 exons. Gene Ontology annotation, cellular component: mitochondrion. The record is from RefSeq and is a predicted model, not a curated record. NCBI's taxonomy places the organism in Eukaryota, Metazoa, Arthropoda, Insecta, Psocodea, Pediculidae. Gene Ontology annotation, biological process: mitochondrial DNA replication. Bases 1 to 1275 code for a protein of 424 amino acids.